UUUGAUGCGAAGUAAACAAUUUCUAGCAACACAAAAAUUAGGAUUUACUUCAAAUCCUUGCUAUGGAUGAUGACGAUAAUUGGUGCCAACUUGUCAGUUUGACUGACUUUGAGAGUGAACCAUAUGUUUCCAAGGAAAAAAUGUUUCGUAUUGGACGAUCGUUAGACAAUGAUAUCAGCUUGCCAGAAAAUAAAUUGGUGUCUGGACACCAUUGCUACAUUGAGCGAGAUGAAUCCAUAGGGAAAGUCAUAUUACAUGAUACAAGCACUAAUGGAACAUUGCUGAACAUGGUUCACAAGUUGACAAAAGGAAAGUCCAAAGAACUUGCACAUGGAGAUGAAAUCUACUUGGUUUACAAAAAGGACAACAUGGACCUAAAUGUGGGCUAUAUGUACCAGGACAUGGCUGAAUUGAGAAGGGCGGAAAUAUCGGAAGAAAGCACUCAGGAAUACAACGCCCCGGACCUCUUGGAUGCUACACUAGAAGACUCCGACUGCAACCAUUUAAGUACAGAGAAAAUAAAUAAAAAGCGCAGCCUUGACUAUGAGAAUGAUAUCGAAGAGAGCUCUAAACGUUGGAAACCUGAAAAGCAUGGGAAAGAUGAAAAAAAACCUAGUGACUUGCUCUCAAAGCCUUCAGCCUUUGGUGAUCAUGACACAAAAUUGGUUGAAAAAGAUGCAAGCAAAACAGUUACAUCUCUAGCAACACCAAGAACCAUAGCAACAACAUCAGGAACAACAACAGCAGCAAUAGAACAACUGGCAGCAACUACAACAGUAUCAUCAGCAGCAGAAGGUAGUCAGGCUGCAACGCCCAGGGGUGGGCCGAGCAAGGCGGGGACCGUGGAGGCUCCGGUAAAGGACGACAUUGAGGAAAACCUUCUUUGCAUUAUCUGCCAGGAGAUCAUGCAAGACUGCAUCAGCCUGCAGCCGUGCCUGCACUCUUACUGUGCAGGCUGCUACUCCGACUGGAUGGCCCGCUCACAGGAAUGCCCUUCAUGUAGGAAGAAGGUUGAGAGAAUCAACAAGAACCACAUUGUCAACAACCUGAUAGAGGCUUACCUUAAGGAACACCCAGCAAAAAGAAGACCUGAUGAAGAUAUUGCUGAGUUAAAUAAGAAGAACAAAAUUACUACAGAUAUGCUAUACCCAAAGACAAUUGUGCCCAAUGACAGCAGCGAAUACAGUGACUCAGAUGAGGAUGAUGGUGAGCAAAGAUCUGUGAGCCCAGCCUUUAUCGGCCACCUCCCCCCUCCGGUAUUCCCACCACAACAGCCCGUACUGUUUGGCUUUGGCACUCCCCUGUUUGGGGUGAACAGGGCCUUUAAGACUGUUUGCCGACAAUGUCCAGAGUACAAAGACCCGGAUGAGAAGACAGGAAUUCUUGGGGGAAUCAAAAAUGCUGUGAUGGGAGUUGUUAAACUUGUUGCAGGGGAUAGGUUGCCAGAGGGAGGGACGUCAGGAGAGGAACGGAUCGCUGAUCAGCCAGGAACAUCCACAGGAGAUGGAGAAUCCAGGAGUAAGGAUGACAUCAAGGAUCUGCCAACUCCCCCAAACCAUAAGUGUGGACCCAACCAGAACCAUGUAUUGUGCCAAUGCUGUCUACAUCCCAUGCCUGACUUCAGGGUCAACUGGCCACUACCAGGGGAAAAACGACCUCAGCAAUGUGGAAUAUGUUACCGUGCCUACUGCCACGCCUACUGGGGAUGUCGGAGACAGGAUUGCCUCGGCUGUAUCAACACAUUCAGAGAGAUGAACUUUGGAAAGAAAUGUUUACAUGGACUGAUUUUGGAAAAUCAGGUUGAAUCUGAUAUAUUCAAGGAGUACCUAGAGGUUAAGGGUUUGUCUGUACGGGACGUCGUCCAGGAGUGCUGCCAGAAACUGGAUGCUGGUGUCUUCACUGUUCCAGCCCAGGGCACCCACCGCUUCACGGCAGACAUGCCUGUCUGUUAUGCAUGUGGCCUCAACAACUUUAGACAACUGGCGUUCCAGUACAGGAAAGCCAUUUCCAAGGAAGACCUGCCUGAGGCUUACAGAAACCGACAAGAUUGUUACUGGGGCUCCAAAUGUCGAACACAGAAGAACAAGCCUCACCAUGCAAAGAAUUUUAACCAUGUUUGCGACCAAAUUCGUCAAUUCUGAGUGAGAUAGCAGCUGAUCAGCAUGUUUCAUUGUCCGGGGCAAAAACAAAUUUAACAUGUUUGUUAGAAGUAUUUUUGUCCAUAUGUUUCCUGUUGCAAAAAUUGUGAUACAUUUUUCAUGAGCAUGUUUUGAUUAGUUUUUCUUCAAUUUACAAUGAAUGUUUUAUGUUUUAGAAAAGCAUACAUGUACUUUUAUUUUAUCAAUAAAAAUUCAUUUUGGUGCCUUAUUCAAUUUACUUCAUGGGUACCUUCUAUUAUCAAACAUUUUAUUGGAUCACUUUUUCAAAUUUGUAAUUUUCAGUAGUAAUAUCAUUUAUUUCCAAACAAAUUGUGUUAAAGACACAACUACAAACUACUACCUGUACAGUACAGUGAUCACUACCACCAUACAAAUCAUGAGACCACAAGUCACUAUAUAUCAUAUCGGUAAAGACGGUAAAUUAUCUUGAAUUUCUAAUAUUUUUUUGUAUUUUAACCUCAAUGCACCUUGAAUAAUUGAAAAUAGAUAGAAACUACCCAAAAUAGAGAGAAGGAAACACAUUUCAUAUUUUUUUUACAAGGUUUUACUGAAAUCCAGCUUUGUGGCAGAGAUCUAUUCUGUUCGUCAAGUCAGAUCUCUGUGUAGGAGAUUGACUCAACUACUGUGAAUUUGAAAAUAAUUAAUACCCGGUACUUCAAUUUAUUUUUAAUAACCUUACCCAAAUAUACAACUAAAAUGUAAGGUCCUAAGAUAAAUAGUCACAAGCUCAUUGAGAAGACAGCCCCCUUAUCCUAAUCUUAAGCUGUGUAUUGAAUAUAGCUUUAGGCCCUGAGAAGAUUGAAUGUAGAAGUAGUGAACUAUCAUUUAAAUUAGUGAACUACAUAUGUGCUGGCAUCAUUAUAUAUUCAUUAUGUCUUGGAGAUUGCUGUUCCUGUAGUGUAGAACAACUGGGUUCAUGUUUCUGUCAUUGAUAACACAGAAUAUGGAUGUUUUGUUUUGGAUGAAACUUUUCAAAACCUGUCUGCAAAAUGCAGCUUGAUGCCUCAUGAAUUGUUCUUGUGUAAAUGAAAUGUUUUUGAGAUAUUUUAAAAUAAAAAUAAAAAUGUUUUCUAA
Molecule: messenger RNA, 3233 nt
Organism: Mya arenaria
Lineage: Eukaryota; Metazoa; Mollusca; Bivalvia; Myida; Myidae
Product: E3 ubiquitin-protein ligase CHFR-like
Exons: 20
Coding region: 63-2141 (692 amino acids)
Biological process (GO): mitotic cell cycle checkpoint signaling; ubiquitin-dependent protein catabolic process; protein ubiquitination
Cellular component (GO): nucleus
Molecular function (GO): protein binding; ubiquitin-protein transferase activity
Source: RefSeq, a predicted model, not a curated record